UUCAGCAGACUUAUUAGAAAUAUCUUAAAUAUCCACAGAAAACAAAGUAUUCAUAGUAAUGGCUCUGGUCGGAAAGUUAGAAGGCGAUGUGGCGAUCAAAGCUCCGGCAGAGCAAUUCCAUAAUGUUUUCAGUUGCAGACCACACCAUGUUAACGUUAUGAGCCCUAAUGUACAAAGUGUUGAUCUUCAUGAAGGUGAAUGGGGUAAGCCUAGCACUGUCAUCUGCUGGAAUUACACUCAUGAUGGAGUGCCCAAAUAUGCAAAGGAGAUUAUUGAAAAGAUAGAUGAUGUGAAUUUGUCAACAACUUUCAAAGUGAUUGAAGGAGAUGUGCUGAAGGAAUACAAGGAAUUUAGGUUUAUAGUAAAAGCUACACCAAAGGAAGGAGGAGGCAGCUUGGUGCACUGGACAUUGGCCUAUGAGAAGUUGCAUGAGGCUAUUCCUGAUCCUCACUCAUUGCUCGAUCUGGGUCUCCUUACCAGCAAGGAUGUUUGCUCUCACCUCACCCAAAAUGAAGUAGCCCAACCCAAUUAAAAAGAUACCGUAAUUUGCAUAAAUUUUUACGGUCUUGAUUUUAAUUAUACCAGAAUUUCUUAUCUAAACCGGAUUAAUAAAUGAUAUAUGAACCUAAUUAAUUAAAUAUUAAUAUAUAUAUGUGUGUGUGAUCGAUCGAUAUGUGAAAUAAAUAAAUGACGAUGUAUUGGUGAUAUUUCUUAUUGAUGAUGUAUUAGUGUA
Molecule: messenger RNA, 733 nt
Organism: Mercurialis annua (annual mercury)
Lineage: Eukaryota; Viridiplantae; Streptophyta; Magnoliopsida; Malpighiales; Euphorbiaceae
Product: MLP-like protein 28
Exons: 2
Coding region: 59-532 (157 amino acids)
Biological process (GO): defense response
Source: RefSeq, a predicted model, not a curated record